AUGAUUGAAGGAAAACAGAAAAUGGCUCUAAACAUGCCCAUGUCAUUUGAAAGAUCUUUAAAAGAAAAUAAAGCGUAUUUGUUUUUAAAUCUUAUAGGUUGGAUUAAUGAUGAAAAACCAAUCAAAUUAGCAUUUCAAUUUAUGAGUCAACGUGAUUUUCAAACACCACUUGAUGAAGAAGAUGCAGCAGCACGUGUUCUUGAUCCAAUUAUUAAUACUUAUCGUCAAUUAGCUGACGGUAAAACUGAUAUUGAUAUUCCAUAUGGAUGUUUUCUAAAAGAUUAUCAUCCAUGUAAUUGGUAA
Rotaria sp. Silwood2 is the source of this 303-nucleotide messenger RNA. Lineage: Eukaryota; Metazoa; Rotifera; Eurotatoria; Philodinida; Philodinidae. The record is from the annotation of a GenBank genome assembly.